Molecule: messenger RNA, 1086 nt
Organism: Aspergillus tubingensis
Lineage: Eukaryota; Fungi; Ascomycota; Eurotiomycetes; Eurotiales; Aspergillaceae
Exons: 2
Coding region: 1-1086 (361 amino acids)
Source: RefSeq, a predicted model, not a curated record
AUGCAUGCGUCUCGCAUAAUCCCGUCGACCUUAUCUAUACUGGCCCUACUAAGUCAGUUUCAACUCUCGAUAGCUUCACCAUUGGAACCCGAGGUGAGUCUCGAGGAGGCCACCUUGGAGAAGCGCUGUUCGAAUCCUUGCGGUUAUUAUAGCCAGCUUUGCUGCAGCUCAAGCGAAACAUGCAGCACCAACAGUGAUGGCGAAGCUGAGUGCGUCGGUUCCGGAAGCUGGGAGUAUUACACCACCACGUAUGUCGUGACCGAAACAGAGCGUGCGACUUUUACUUCAACCUGGAGCUCCUACAUUUCGGCAACAACGAGCACUGGCAGUUGCAAUGCCGAGUAUGGUGAAACGGUCUGCGGCAGCGACUGUUGCGGCCCUGCAUAUGUCUGCUCCAACAAUCAAUGUAUCCUGGGAAGCACGUCAAUCUGGGCAACAGCGACUGCCACGCCCCCCGUACGUGGAACAACGCUAUCGACUGUAACUCAAACGGCCACUACUACUGAGCCUUUCACUGCCCCUGUGAGCACAAGCGGCACGCCAUUGGUUGUGAAGGGCUCCGGCGGAGGACUCAGCGGCGGAGCCAUCGCGGGCAUUGUUAUCGGAACAAUUGCCGGCGUGUUCCUUCUGUUACUCCUUUGCGCCUGUAUGUGCUGCCGUGGAGCACUUGAUUCUUUGCUUGCUUGCCUUGGUCUCGGUGGCGGUAGGAAGCGGAAAGAAACCACAUACGUUGAAGAACGUCGUCGUCGUCACCAUUCUUCUUCCGGGGCUAGACCUGAGCAACGCACCUGGUUCGGCAGUCGACCGGCACCAUCAACAGCAGGUGGCGGUAAGAAGAAAGAGUCUGGCAUGGGUGCUUUGGCGACAAUUGGAAUCGUCCUGGGUGCGAUCGCGCUGUGCCUUGGGUUGAAGAGGCGCAGAGACCAUCGCGACGUGGACGAGAAGACCGAUUACACGUAUCCGAGCACCUACUACAGUUACUACUCCUCUGACUACUAUACCAAUGAUGGAAGCGUUGUGACAGAUGAUCGGCGGACGAGAGAUACCAGAAGAACUAGACGAUCUCGCACGCGCUCACGAAGAUGA